AUGGCGACCAACCCGUUCACCUCAUCCCCCCUCUCUUCCUCGGCGGGCUACGAACGAGAUGAGCUCGAGGAGUUUCGUUCCUCUACAACUGCAGCCGACGAUCACGAGUACCAACGGGUCACCAGCCACCACUCCGUCAUCUCGCUCCAGCACCACAACCAAGCCAUCACCUCCUCGCCCACCACCAUCAGCAGCCCCGCCUUCCCCACACAAAUUCCCAAUCUCCAGAUUGACAGAGAUGAUGCAGGCUUGCUCCUGCCUUCAUCUGCCUCUUCAAUGGAUGACGACCUCUACCUCAUGGCGGAGAAGAUGAUGCAUCUGCCUCCAUCAUCUGCCGUGGCCCACGAGGCCGGCCACGGGCGGCUGGCUCGGUGGUGUCCGCCCCUGCGCCCGCUGGGCCGGCUGCUGCGGUGGCUCAACCCCCGCAUACGGCACACAAACCCAUCGGGCGGCUCCCUGGCCGGGUACUGGUACAUCAGCGCCGAGCAGCACGUCCUCGAGUUCCUCCUCUUCAACCUCACCUUUGCCGGCCUCCUCGUCUACUUUGGCAUCAACCUCGUCGCACACGCGCCGGAAAAGACCCCGGCGGAGCCCACGGGCACGAUCAUCAUGUACGUCCUGGCGGGCCUGCUGAGCCUUUCCUUCCUCUACACCAUCUUCUACAAGUGGAUGACCAAGAGCCUCAUCUUCCUCCUUCAACCGUGCCACGUCAUCACGACGGUGGAGCUGUUGGUGCUGUUCGCGCCGCACGGGUCGUUCAUAGACAUGACGAUCGUGUUCAACCUCAUGCUCUACUGGGUGUGGAACCCGCUGAUCGCGAUCCUGCAGCCCGACCUGCGCGACUACAAGCACUUCCGGGACUUGUUCAACUACUUCUUCCAGCACGCGCUCAUCAUUCUCAUCCCCUUCUACCUCCUCUUCACGCGCCAGUACGACCUCUACCACUGGUCGUGGGAGAACCUCGUCCACCACUGUGGGCUCAUCAUCGCUGACAACGACGACGACGAUGACGAUGUGCAGGUGUCGUUCAACUUGCAGGUCCUCUAUCACUUCUUCGUGCUGGAGGUCGUGAACCUCUUCGCGUGCACCAAUCUCAACUACAUGAUGGCGCCUCCACCAGGUCCGCUGGAGUGGUUUGGUCCGUGGUACCGCGUGGUAAUGACGUGCCUGUCGUUUGGCCUGACCGUGGGCCAGCGCCUUCUGCUGGUCGACGGCGGCCGGUGGCUUCUCGGAGACAUCCUCUAUGAUCAUGUCUUCCACUACUUCCCCUGA
Messenger RNA from Acanthamoeba castellanii str. Neff, 1272 nucleotides. RefSeq lists its product as uncharacterized. Lineage: Eukaryota; Discosea; Longamoebia; Acanthamoebidae. The record is from RefSeq and is a predicted model, not a curated record. The coding region runs from base 1 to 1272 and encodes 423 amino acids. The transcript is spliced from 5 exons.